GCUUAAGCCUUUCAUCAUGCCUGGUCACGUCAAACUCGGUAAUACUGGGGAGCCCGAUCCCGAUCCAAUGCCUUACUUGGUGGUGAGUCAGGAUAUGAGACGGGCAGAUAUGAACAAGCCGUAUGAUCCGAGGAAGUCUGUGUGGGCACCUGCUCCAGAUGGUGGAUUUGUGGAGGCAAUGCUGGAUUCAGAGGCCGGUGGCAAGACCACAGUCUAUGUGGGGCACGAGAAAAAAGUUUUUAAAAGUGAGCAAAUUGGCCAGAUCAAUCCUCCCAAAUUCGAGAAAUGCGAGGACAUGGCCAACUUGACUUAUCUCAAUGAUGCCUCUGUAUUCUGGAACUUGAAGACCCGGUAUCAGGCUAAGCUCAUUUACACCUACUCGGGACUCUUUUGCGUGGUGGUGAACCCUUACAAACGAUUCCCCAUCUACACCCCAACCGUGGUCAAGGUGUACCUUGGGAAAAGAAGGAACGAGGUGCCUCCUCACUUGUGGGCCAUCACGGAAACGGCAUAUCGCAACAUGCUUCAGAAUACCAAGGAUCAGUCCAUGUUGAUCACUGGUGAGUCCGGAGCCGGAAAGACCGAGAACACCAAGAAGGUCAUUUCCUACUUGGCCAUGGUGGCCUCGUCAGGCAAGAAGAGUGGCAAGAAGGUUUCACUUGAGGACCAGAUCGUGGCUACCAAUCCCAUCUUGGAGUCCUAUGGUAAUGCCAAAACAUCCAGGAAUGACAAUUCCUCCCGAUUCGGUAAAUUCAUCCGUAUCCAUUUUACCACCACCGGAAAACUGGCUGGUUGUGAUAUUGAGUCCUACCUGCUGGAAAAGUCUCGAAUCACCCAACAACAAGAGGUCGAGCGAUCCUACCAUAUCUUUUACCAAUUGCUCAUGCCGUUCGUGCCCGACAUGAAGGCCAAAUGCGAGUUGUCCGACGACAUCUACGACUACAGCUACGUGUCUCAAGGAAAAACUUCUGUGGCAUCCAUUGAUGACAAUGAGGAGCUGGAAUACACCGACAACGCCUUCGACAUCUUGGGAUUCUCUGAGACUGAGAAGUGGGAUUGCUUCAAGCUCACAGCUGCUGUCAUGUCGAUGGGAGAAAUCAAGUUCAAGCAAAAGGGUCGUGAUGAGCAAUGUGAGCCUGACGGCCUUGAGUGGGCCACAAAGGCUGCUACCCUUUGCGGAGUGGAUGCCGAGGGUCUUCUUAAGGCCUUUGUUAAGCCUCGCAUUAAGGUUGGAACGGAAUGGGUUACCAAAGGUCAGAACAUUGACCAAGCAACCAAUGCCGUUGGGGGUAUUGCUCGAGCAAUCUAUGAUCGCAUCUUCAAGUGGUUGAUCAGCAAGUGUAACGAAACACUAAUUGACCCUACAAUGAAGAAGUCCCACUUUGUGGCUGUCUUGGAUAUCGCUGGUUUCGAGAUCUUUGAGUACAAUGGCUUCGAACAAAUCUCCAUUAACUUUGUCAAUGAGAAGCUUCAACAAUUCUUCAACCAUCACAUGUUUGUAGUGGAACAAGAGGAAUAUAUCUCUGAGGGCAUUGAUUGGGCUAUGGUGGAUUUCGGCAUGGAUUUGGCUGCUUGCAUCAUCAUGUUUGAGAAACCAAUGGGCAUCUGGGCCAUUCUGGAGGAGGAGUCUCUCUUCCCCAAGGCCACUGACAAGACCUUUGAAGAAAAGGUAAAGGCUCAACAUUUGGGCAAGUCGCCUCCAAUGGCCAAGCCUCAGUCCAAGACGGACAAGAAUGCUCACUUUGCCAUCAUUCAUUAUGCUGGCAUUGUUUCCUACAAUGUCACUGGAUGGCUGGAGAAGAACAAGGAUCCUGUCAAUGACACCGUUGUGGAUCUCUUAAAGAAGGGUAGCAACGCCCUUUUGGUUCAUCUGUGGUUGGAUCACCCUGGUCAGACUGCUCCACCUCCAGCUGAUGACGCCAAGGGUGGCAAGAAGAAGAAGAAGGGAGGCGGAGCCAAAACCGUGUCUUCCGUCUAUUUGGUUCAAUUACAAUCUCUUAUGACUACCCUGCAUAGUACAGAGCCCCAUUUUAUCCGUUGUAUCGUUCCCAACACCCACAAGCAACCGGGUGGAGUUGAACCUCAACUUAUCAUGCAUCAGCUCACUUGUAAUGGUGUGCUUGAGGGUAUUCGCAUCUGUAUGCGAGGAUUCCCCAACAGAAUCCAGUAUCCAGAUUUCAGGCAACGAUAUCAGGUUUUAGGAGGUGCUAAAUCCAAUUCCGAAAAAGAUCCGAAAAAGUGUGCCCAAAUUAUUUUGGAAGCCACCGAAGGCUUUGAGCCUGAGAAAUACCGCUUAGGCCACACCAAGGUGUUCUUCAGGGCCGGAAGCUUGGCUCUUCUGGAAGAGAAGAGAGAUGAAAUUGUGACGGCUCUCAUUCGCAAGAUCCAGGGAGGCUGCUUUGGGUUUAUGAGCAGGAAGGACUUUGCCAAACGCAAGGCCAAACGGGAUUACAUUACGGUUAUCCAAAGAAAUUUGAGGAAGUACAAAGAGCAUAAAGAUUGGAAUUGGUUUAUGAUUAUUCAGAAGACCAGACCCUUGAUUGGCUUGGUAAACGUGGAAGAGGAAUUGAGAGUUUUGGAAGAAAAAGCUAAUGAAGCCUAUGGAUUUUAUCAAGAUCAAUUGAACACCAAGGCAAAAUUGGAAGAAGAAAACAACGAGCUUUCGGCUGAAUUGGAAGGUUUGAGGGCCACUAUUAGGCAUGAGCAAGGCGAUUUGGGAGCUUAUCAAGAGAAAAUGGCCAAGUUUUCGGCCCAAAAAGCAGAUCUUGAGAUUCAGUUGCAAGAAAACCGCCAAAAACUUGAACGUGAAGAAAGGGCUCGUCAAAAUGCAACUGAAGAAAAAAGAAAUUUUGAGCGAGAGGUUGGGUCGGUCAAACAGGAAGCGAGCGAGAUGCAAGCCAGAUUAGACAAAUCAUCUCAGGAGAAGAACAAGUUGGAUCAGAUGCUCAGAGGCCUUAACGAUGAAGUUGUUCAUCAAGAUGAGGUUAUUUCCAAGCUGAACAAAGAAAAGCGUCAUCUGUCCGACAGUAUGAAUAAGUUCAACGACGAAUUGGCUACCAAUCAAGAUAAGUUCGCACACUUGAACGACGUCAAGGCUAAAUUGGAAAAGACAUUGGACCAAAUGGAUAGCGCUUUGGAAAACGAGAAGCGAUUGAAAUCCAACGUGGAGAAAGAACGCCGUCGUAUGGAAGGCGAGCUGAAAAUUUCCCAAGAAUCUGUCCUAGAUCUAGAACGUGGGAAAAGAGAGUUGGAACAAGCCAUCCUCAGGAAGGAUACCGAGAUCCAUCAAAUGAUCACCAAUCUGGACGAUGAGCAAGCAGGCAUGAAUCGAAUCCAAAAGAACAUCAAGGAACUCCAAGCCCGGGUGGAGGAACUCGAGGAGGAAUUGGAAGCUGAGAGGCAAGGCCGCGCCAAGGCCGAGAGACAACGUCAAGAUCUGGCCAGAGAAUUGGAUGAACUAGCCGAGCGUUUGGAAGAGUCCUCUCACGCUACUGUAGCGCAAAUGGAGCUCAACAAGAAACGCGAGAGUGAGAUUAUGAAACUCAGGAAAGACGUCGAGGAGAUCAAUAUCCAACAUGAGGCCACUCUCAUUAGUUUGAGGAGGAAGCAUCAAGAUGCCGUGGCUGAAAUGUCCGACCAAAUUGAUCAGCUCAAUAAAUUGAGGGCCCGAAUCGAAAAGGAUAAGGGAACUGUUCGUAUGCAGUUGGACGAUACUCGAGCCGCCACGGACCACGUGAAUCAUGACAAGUCCGUGGCUGAGAAGAACCUGAAGGCCUUGGAUGGACAACUCAUGCAACUUCAAAAGAAGAUUGAUGACCAUGUGGCAGCUUUGGUAGACUACGAGAAUCAGAACAAACGAUUGACAUCAGAAAAUGCCAAUUUGUUCACACGUUUGGAAGAUUUAAUGGGCAAUGCCUCCAUCCUGCAAAAGGUCAAGAUUCAGUUGGCGAGCCAAUUGGACGAUGCGAAGCGAAACUGCGACGAAGAGGCCAAGGAGCGUCAAUCUUUGUUGGGACGAUUCAGGACCCUGGAGCACGAAUAUGAUGGGGUCAAGAGCCAUUGCGAUGACGAGAUCCAACAGAAGGAGGAAGUGGCUCGUCAAAUGGCCAAGGCUAGUGAUGAGUGCAAUCUGUGGCGAAUGAAGUACGAGAAUGACAUCCUGAUUAAGGUUGAGGAGCUUGAGGCCACCAAAAUCAAGCUUCAGGCCCGCUUGGCCGAGGCUGAGAGCACCAUGGAGAGCUUAAAUGGCCGACUGAUGGCUCUUGAGAAAUCCAAGGAUGCGACGGCCAAGGAGAUUGAAGAAAUGGCCAUGCGUGUGGAUCAGGCCAAUGUGCUCUACAAUCAGGCCGAACGGAAGAUCAAGAUGAUGGACGCAGCUAUCGCCGAAUGGAAGAGCAAGGCUGAUAGUGCUUCAAUGGAGCUGAACAACAGUCAAAAGGAGUGUCGAAACGCUUCAGCCGAGCUUUUCAGAGUCAAAAAUGGCUACGAAGAGGCUGCUUCGCAAUUGGACGAGGUCAAGAGAGAAAAUAACAACUUGAGUGAAGAAAUCAAGGACCUGAUGGAACAAAUCUCCGAAGGGGGUCGAUCUAUUCACGAAAUUGAAAAGCAGAGAAAGAAACUUGAGUCAGAGAAGUUCGAGCUCGAGUCUGCUCUGAGUGACGCUGAAGGUGCUUUGGAACAGGAAGAGAACAAGCUUUUGAGGCUAAACUUGGAGGUGAAUCAGGUGAGAGCGGAUAUCGAGAAGAGGAUCCAGGAGAAGGAGGAGGAAUUCGAAGGUACCAAGAGGAAUCAUGCCAAGCAACUCGAGCAAAUGCAAUUCAACAUUGAAGCAGAGUUGAAGGCCAAAGCGGAGGCGAUGAGGAUGCGCAAGAAACUCGAGCUUGAUGUGACAGAAUUGGAAUCUGCCCUCGAGCACGCCAGUCUUGCCAAUAUGGAAUUGCAGAAGAACAUCAAGGGUUAUCAAGAAAGGAUCAAGGAACGAACCGCUCAAUUCGAGGAGGAGCAACGAGCCAAAGAUGAAGCUCGAGACAUGAUGCUGGCCGCCGAGAGACGAGCAGGAUCCCUUCAGAAUGGUCUGGAAGAGGCCAAGACCAUGCUGGAUCAAGCUGAUCGUGCUCGAAAGCAAUCUGAGCAAGAGCUCUCCGACACCAAUGAGACUUUGGCCGAUCUAACUGUUCAGAAUCAGAGUCUGAACUCUGCGAAGAGAAAACUGGAUCAAGAUCUUGGUGAUCUUCGGGGCGAGGCUGACGAGGCCGCGUCUGAUGCGCGGAUGACCGAGGACAAAGCCAAGAGGGCCAUGUUGGAUGCUGCCAAGAUCGCCGAGGAACUUCGAUACGAACAAGAAUUUGCCCAAGCCCUUGAGAAGGAGCGAAAAGACAUGGAAGCCCGGGCCCACGAAAUCCAAGUGCAAGUUGACGAUGCCGAGCAGAAUGCCAUCAAAUGGGGUCGGAAGAUGGUGGCCAAGUUGGAUUCCAGAGUCAAGGAACUCGAAGCCGAAUUGGACACGGAACAACGACGUCUGGGAGAUGCCACCAAGAACUUCAGAAAAGCGGAUCGCGGCAUCAAGGAGUACACUUUCCGACAAGAGGAAGAUCGUAAGAAUGCGGAACGAAUGCAAGAGUUGGUGGAUAGAUUGCAAAACCAGGUGCGCAACUACAAGAAGCAGAUUGAAGAGGCGGAGGAGAUUGCUGCGUUGAACUUGGCCAAAUACCGAAAAGCUCAGGUUGAGUUGCAAGAGUCGUUGGAGCGCGCUGAUUUAAAUGAGCAAGCUUUAGCCAAGUACAGAGCUCGUGGCCGAUCUGCCUCCAUUGCCAGAGACUUCUGAAUACAACCUGAAUUUUUGUUAGAAUAUUUGUUUGGUUACAAACGCUUAGGUUUAAGGAAUUUUGCUUGAAAAAAGUCAGCCAAUCGGCGUUUGCUUUCUUUCAUGAAUCGGAAUGGAAUGAUCACCUAUAUAUCCACGUAAAAAGUAUAUGAUGAAAUACAAUGCAAUUAGCCCUCUC
Molecule: messenger RNA, 6002 nt
Organism: Tigriopus californicus
Lineage: Eukaryota; Metazoa; Arthropoda; Copepoda; Harpacticoida; Harpacticidae
Product: myosin heavy chain, muscle-like
Exons: 6
Coding region: 17-5824 (1935 amino acids)
Cellular component (GO): myosin complex
Molecular function (GO): cytoskeletal motor activity; actin filament binding; ATP binding
Source: RefSeq, a predicted model, not a curated record